AUGAAAACUUACUAUACUACAGCGUAUAGGGACCAGGGCCGGUGGGAGGAGGCGGAGCGGCUCGAGGUGCAAGUCAUGGAGACUCGCAAGACGAAGCUCAGUGUGGACCAUCUCGACACGCUGACGAGCAUGGCCAACCUUGCUUUCACCUGGAAGUCUUCAGGUCAUAACACCCAAGCCUUUGAUUUACUGCGUGAUUGUCUAUCCAAGCAGAAGCAAAUACUGGGGCUCAAUCAUCACCACGCCUUAUCUAAUUCCAGAACCUUGAUGGAGUGGGAAAUAAAGAUGUUGAAUAUUGAUACGUAG
Molecule: messenger RNA, 306 nt
Organism: Penicillium lagena
Lineage: Eukaryota; Fungi; Ascomycota; Eurotiomycetes; Eurotiales; Aspergillaceae
Exons: 1
Coding region: 1-306 (101 amino acids)
Molecular function (GO): protein binding
Source: RefSeq, a predicted model, not a curated record